AUGGCAACUCACAGGGGGCGGCCAUGGGCGCGGAUUUUCUCCUUGACCGUCCUCGUCCUCGCUUUUACGGUAGUUGUCGAUGCCUCAACUGGCGACAAGCUGCCAGAAUUUAAGGAUUGCCUCAAGGUCUGCAACGCUGAAAACUGCUCCCCUGAUAAACCGCAAACUCCAAUCCCUGUUCUACAUCGACUCCUAUUCUGGACUUGCGCCAGCGAAUGCGAUUAUGCCUGCCAGCAUAUUGUAACGGGUCAGCGCAUGGCCGCGGGCCUCACGGUCGAACAAUUCUACGGGAAAUGGCCCUUCUAUCGCUUUCUCGGCAUGCAGGAGCCCUUUAGUGUCCUCUUUUCGCUCGGCAAUCUCUGGGCGCAUUGGGAUGGCUUGAAGAAGGUCCAGUCUAGGAUACCGAAAUCCUAUUCCCUGCGAAUAUUCUAUGAUUGGCUAGCGUAUGUCGGUAUCUCCUCUUGGGUUUUCAGCUCUAUCUUUCAUACUCGUGAUUUCCGGUUCACCGAGGAGCUUGAUUACUUUGCUGCUGGCGCCAAUGUCCUGUACGGUCUGUACUACACAGUCGUGAGAGUUUUCAGACUGGAUAAACGCACCCCGCGAAGAAGAACCACCCUACGAGUUUGGUCGCUCGUCUGCGCCUCUCUCUUUCUCGGCCACGUCUCGUACCUCAAGUUUAUCCGCUGGGAUUAUACAUACAACAUGACUGCAAACGUGGCAGCAGGGAUCGUGCAGAAUGUCCUGUGGACCUGGUUUAGUUUCAAGAGAUAUAGGGAGUCGAGGCGCAUGUGGGCUGUUUGGCCCGGUUUCGUGGUUGCUUGGAUUAUAUUUGCCAUGAGCAUGGAACUGUUUGAUUUCCCACCUUGGCUGGGUUGUAUUGACGCUCACAGCUUGUGGCACUUCAUGACGAUUGGACCGACAAUUCUAUGGUACAACUUUCUAGUCAAAGAUGCUCGGGACGAUAUGGCUGGAAGCCAGAGACUCAAGCUUUAG
Molecule: messenger RNA, 993 nt
Organism: Fusarium mangiferae
Lineage: Eukaryota; Fungi; Ascomycota; Sordariomycetes; Hypocreales; Nectriaceae
Exons: 4
Coding region: 1-993 (330 amino acids)
Biological process (GO): GPI anchor biosynthetic process
Cellular component (GO): endoplasmic reticulum membrane
Molecular function (GO): hydrolase activity, acting on ester bonds
Source: RefSeq, a predicted model, not a curated record